AUGGAGCCUUACUGUGCGGACAUCACGGAGACCAAUAUAUCCUACUUGGAGAGCAUCCUCAAGUCGUACGUAGAGGAGGCCACCACUGCCAAGUACUUCCAGUUACCACCGGAACCGACAGUGGGAACUGACCACAACCUUCGUUCGGCCCACCACUCUCCUGAUCUCCAUCACGGUGAGGACCGGUCUGUGUUUCUUUGA
Dibothriocephalus latus is the source of this 201-nucleotide messenger RNA. The record is from the annotation of a GenBank genome assembly. Lineage: Eukaryota; Metazoa; Platyhelminthes; Cestoda; Diphyllobothriidea; Diphyllobothriidae.